Messenger RNA from Camelus dromedarius (Arabian camel), 2519 nucleotides. RefSeq names its product somatostatin receptor 2 (gene SSTR2). Bases 373 to 1476 code for a protein of 367 amino acids. Gene Ontology annotation, molecular function: somatostatin receptor activity; neuropeptide binding. The record is from RefSeq and is a predicted model, not a curated record. Gene Ontology annotation, biological process: neuropeptide signaling pathway; cellular response to glucocorticoid stimulus; cellular response to estradiol stimulus. NCBI's taxonomy places the organism in Eukaryota, Metazoa, Chordata, Mammalia, Artiodactyla, Camelidae. Gene Ontology annotation, cellular component: plasma membrane; neuron projection. The transcript has 2 exons.
AUGAGUCGAGGGGCCCGCGAUCGGCACCGUCAGUCCAGGCGGCGCAGCCACCUGCGCGGGCGCGCGCUGGUCACCCACACCCGGUGCCACUCGGCGCCCGGGGUCUGCGGGCAGGACGAGCUCUCGGCGGCGCGAGGGGCCAGUGGAGCGGGCAGCUGUGGACACGGAGCGCGGGGUGCCGGCCAAGCGGCUGCGCGCCCGUGCGCCCUGCUGGGUUGGGGACAGCCGCUGGUUGCCGGCGAACCGAGCUGACGGAUUACAGCGGAAAGGCAAAGAUGUCACAGUGGAUCUUUCGCCUCCAAGACCCGUUAAGGUGAGAACAAGAUCUUCAGCUGGUUGGAACGAGCCUCAGAUUGUAAGGCAGCUGUGGACAUGGCGUAUGAACUACUCAACGGGAGCCAGCCAUGGCCUCCCUCUCCAUUCGACCUCAAUGGCUCUGUGGCGACAGCCAACAUUUCAAAUCAGACAGAGCCAUACUAUGACCUGACCAGCAAUGCAGUCCUCACAUUCAUCUACUUUGUGGUCUGUAUCAUUGGGCUGUGUGGCAACACGCUGGUCAUUUAUGUCAUCCUCCGCUACGCCAAGAUGAAGACCAUCACCAACAUUUACAUCCUCAACCUGGCCAUCGCGGAUGAGCUCUUCAUGCUGGGGCUGCCCUUCCUGGCCAUGCAGGUGGCCCUGGUCCACUGGCCCUUUGGCAAGGCCAUUUGCCGGGUGGUCAUGACUGUGGAUGGCAUCAAUCAGUUCACCAGCAUUUUCUGCUUGACCGUCAUGAGCAUUGACCGAUACCUGGCUGUGGUCCACCCCAUCAAGUCGGCCAAGUGGAGGAGACCCCGGACGGCCAAGAUGAUCAGCGUGGCUGUGUGGGGAGUCUCUCUGCUGGUCAUCCUGCCUAUCAUGAUAUAUGCUGGGCUUCGGAGCAACCAGCGGGGGAGAAGCAGCUGCACCAUCAACUGGCCGGGUGAAUCUGGGGCAUGGUACACGGGCUUCAUCAUCUACACCUUCAUCCUGGGGUUCCUGGUGCCCCUCACCAUCAUCUGUCUUUGCUACCUGUUCAUUAUCAUCAAGGUGAAGUCCUCUGGAAUCCGUGUGGGUUCCUCCAAGAGGAAAAAGUCUGAGAAGAAGGUCACCCGGAUGGUGUCCAUCGUGGUGGCCGUCUUCAUUUUCUGCUGGCUCCCCUUCUACAUCUUCAAUGUCUCUUCUGUCUCUGUGGCCAUCAGUCCCACCCCAGUCCUUAAAGGCAUGUUUGACUUUGUGGUGGUCCUCACCUAUGCUAAUAGCUGUGCAAACCCCAUCCUGUAUGCCUUCUUGUCUGACAACUUCAAGAAGAGCUUCCAGAAUGUCCUCUGCUUGGUCAAGGUGAGCGGCACAGAUGACGGGGAACGGAGUGACAGUAAGCAGGACAAAUCCCGGCUGAAUGAGACCACGGAGACCCAGAGGACCCUCCUCAAUGGAGACCUCCAGACCAGUAUCUGAACUGCCUGGAAAAAAUCAAUCAAUAAAACGCCGAGCUCUGCCGACUGGCAGUGUGCUCCCCAUCGCGUCCCCUCCCUUCCUCCCACCCAUCGCACCUGGCUUCUAAAAUAGGGAAUUGCUCAGCAUGAGCCCAAUUCAGAGAACAGUGUUUGACUCAGGCUUGUCUGAGUGAAUGAUAAUGCAUUAAAUUGAUUACCUUCCCCCUUAAAGUGAACAUUUCAAUGCAGGCAGACAAUUCAGCGUCUGGAGAAGAGAUCAUGCCUGGGUGUGAUCUUUAGAAAUGUUGAAGCUCAACAGAAAUAGAAAACUCUGUGUUUGCGUGUUUAAAACCCAAUGCGUAAUCUUGUGGUCGUACAUUUAUACUUGUAUAUGUCGAUGUCAUCCCUGUACAGUCAUUCCCUGCGUUUCCUGAGUUCAAGUACACAAGUAUUAAGUUCAAAUGUGCUUAGUAUAGGUGGACAUUUAUUUCAAUAUGGUACCUGCGGAAAUGGACUUACCAUGAAGCCAAUGAAGUUUAAGCUUCAGGGAUCUCUCUUGCUUGGGCAGUAUGUUUACAUGGCCAUAUGUUUUUGUAAAAAAAAAAAAAUUGUAAAAGUAAGGUAUUUUUGUAUUCUCUUUCUUAAAGAGAUCUCCUUAAACUGUAUAAGCUUCCAGCCUCACAAAACCUUUCUCUGCCCCUGGGUAUUUGCUUCACCAAUUUCAGGCAAGUCAGGUCAAAGUAAGAAUGGAGGGAGAGAAGAUAUUUGAGGACCCAGAACAUAAAUUUACGCAUUUUCUCUUCUUAGAUAUAAUCAAAGAAUUACUCAUCUGCCCAAAAGGACUUAAAAUGGUCCUGAUCGUCUAUCAUUGCAUUUAUCAAGACAAGGUCUGCUUUGUUAUAAGAUUGCACAUUUUUCUUCUCAAAUUGCUUUAACUUUUUUUAGGAAGCCAUAGAGGGGGUGUGGGGUCGGGUAGGAAUCACAAACAUGAAAAGGAGAAAAUGGACUGUAAUUCUUGUGGGAAACAACAGUAUUCUCCCCACCAUGAAAAUAAAUGAAUAAGAA